This is a messenger RNA of Oncorhynchus masou masou (cherry salmon), 1052 nucleotides long. RefSeq names its product deoxyuridine 5'-triphosphate nucleotidohydrolase-like. The transcript is spliced from 7 exons. Lineage: Eukaryota; Metazoa; Chordata; Actinopteri; Salmoniformes; Salmonidae. Gene Ontology annotation, molecular function: magnesium ion binding; dUTP diphosphatase activity. The record is from RefSeq and is a predicted model, not a curated record. Bases 309 to 947 code for a protein of 212 amino acids. Gene Ontology annotation, biological process: dUTP catabolic process; dUMP biosynthetic process.
UUAAAAUUAGGCAUUGAUUGUUGGUUAUGUUAUUGUACACGUUUGAAGAUAUUCAUUACAAUGUCAAAUGUCCCACUUAACCAAUACUCACUCUGCCUGUAUUGGUUGUCAAUACAUUAGCAAAAAUGUAUAAAAACAUAUUUUCACUUUGUAGUUAUGGGAUAUUGUGUAUAGAUUGGUGAGAGGAAAACAAUAUUUAAUCAAUUUCUAAUUCGGUCUGUAACACAGCAUGUGGAAUAAGUCAAGGGGUAUGAAUACUUUCUGAAGGCGCUGAUGCCGCAGCCGGGGAGUACUGUAUCUUUAACAAGAUGGAGCACUUCGUUGCAAAGCAGAGGCUCUACUGGCGGUGUUGUUCUUCGAUUAUCGCUGCCCAGUCUUCAGUGCUCUCACACAGAACAUUUUAUCUGCAUUCUCCCACUCUGGCCAGGAGAAAAGGAUGCGAGAAUGCAGAAGUGAUAGACGCCGCAGAAGUUUCUCCACUGAAGAGGACAAAGCCACAUGUAGUGGCAGAGAAAGUGAUAUCGGUGCUGAAGUUUUCCAAGUUGUCUGAACAUGCCACUGCUCCUACCCGGGGCUCUGCUAAAGCUGCUGGCUACGACCUGUUCAGUGCCUAUGACUACAGUAUUGGUCCUAUGGACAAGGCUAUCGUGAAGACUGACAUCCAGAUAGCAGUUCCUUCAGGCUGCUAUGGCAGAGUGGCACCACGGUCUGGCCUGGCUGCAAAACACUUCAUCGAUGUUGGGGCUGGAGUAGUGGAUGAGGACUAUAGAGGUAAUGUGGGGGUGGUGCUGUUCAACUUCAGCAAGGAAACCUUUGAAGUGAAAAAAGGGGACCGUGUGGCUCAGCUGGUGUGCGAGAGGAUCUGCUACCCAGACCUACAGGAGCUAAAGACUCUGGAUGAGACUGAGCGUGGGGCUGGUGGAUUUGGCUCCACAGGCAGCAACUGAUACAUCAAAGUUGUAAAUAAACCUGCUUAUUAGUUUUGUUAUGUUCCAUGUUAUGUCGUUGUACAAUAAUUACAUUGUUUAAUAAAGAUUGUUGUUAUCCCUUUG